AUAUCUCAACGCUAAGAUGAAGCCGCACUAUGUGCUCUCCCUGUGUUUGGCACUUUCGUUAUUUAUAGGAUCACUGCAUGCAGAGGAUUGCUGCAAAGAUGGUGAAACCAAAGCUGAUGAGGAUGAUUGCACCCAAUACUAUGUCUGUUGCACCGGACAAUUUGUCUUGAAAUCUUGUGAAGAUAAUUAUUAUUGGAAUGCCACCCAAGGAGUAUGCAAAGAGGAUAACGGUGAAUGCAUUGGCGGUAAUACAAACUGCGAGGAGGGUACUAUUAAAGAGAAUCCCUCGGAUUGCGCUGGCUACCUCAAAUGCGUGAACGACGAUUGGGUACCCGUGGCUUGUGCCGAAGGUUACUAUUUCCACAAUGGCAUAUGUACGAAAGAUGACGAUAACGUUUGCCUAAAUUGCGUUGAGGGCUGCACUAAAGAGGAUCUCGAUGACUGUACCAAAUAUCGUGUUUGCAGCAAUGGCAAAUAUGUAACAAAAUCGUGUCCAACUGGCGAUUACUGGAACGCAGAGAGCAGAGCAUGUGAACGAGAUGAAGGUCAAUGCAAUGGCAAUAACUCAACAUGUAAAGAUGGAACUCUACAGGCAAAUCCUUUGGAUUGUGCUGGUUAUCAGAAAUGUGAGAAUAACGAGUGGUUAAACAUAUCUUGUCCUGAAGGUUACUACUUCAACGCAACAUAUGAAGCAUGUAUAUUUGAUACCGAUGGGGUUUGCAAUGGCAACAACUCAACAUGCGUAGACGGAGACAAACAGAUUAAUCCUUCGGAUUGUGCUGGUUAUCAGCAAUGUGAGAAUAACGAGUGGAUCAACAAGAGUUGUGCUGAAGGAACCUACUUCAACGCAACAUAUAAAACAUGUAUAGUUGAUACCAAAGGAGUUUGCGUGAAUUGUGUUAAUGGCACCAAAACAUCUGAUGAGGACAACUGUGCCCAGUAUCUUGAAUGUAUCAAUGGAAAGUAUGAAACAAAGUCCUGUGAUGUCAAUUAUUGGUGGAACGGUACGGAUUGCACUUACGACAAUGGUGAAUGCAAUGGCAACAACUCAACAUGUAAAGAUGGAACUCUACAGGCAAAUCCUUUGGAUUGUGCUGGUUAUCAGCAAUGUGAGAAUAACGAGUGGAUCAACAAGAGUUGUGCUGAAGGUACCUACUUCAACGCAACAUAUAAAACAUGUAUAGUUGAUACCAAAGGAGUUUGCGUGAAUUGUGUUAAUGGCACCAAAACAUCUGAUGAGGACAACUGUGCCCAGUAUCUUGAAUGUAUCAAUGGAAAGUAUGAAACAAAGUCCUGUGAUGUCAAUUAUUGGUGGAACGGUACGGAUUGCACUUACGACAAUGGUGAAUGCAAUGGCAACAACUCAACAUGUAAAGAUGGAACUCUACAGGCAAAUCCUUUGGAUUGUGCUGGUUAUCAGCAAUGUGAGAAUAACGAGUGGAUCAACAAGAGUUGUGCUGAAGGUACCUACUUCAACGCAACAUAUAAAACAUGUAUAGUUGAUACCAAAGGAGUUUGCGUGAAUUGUGUUAAUGGCACCAAAACAUCUGAUGAGGACAACUGUGCCCAGUAUCUUGAAUGUAUCAAUGGAAAGUAUGAAACAAAGUCCUGUGAUGUCAAUGAUUGGUGGAACGGUACGGAUUGCACUAAGGACAAUGGUGAAUGCAAUGGCAACAACUCAACCUGUACUGAGGGAAGCACAAUAGUCGAUGCUGCGAAUUGUGCUGGUUACUUGCUUUGCAACAACAACAAUUGGCUGACACAGAAAUGCCCUGAGGGAACCUAUUUCAACAAGACCCAAUGUGUAUACGAUCGCGAUGGCGUGUGCCUAAACAAAACCUGUGAUCCCGAAUGCUGUGAUCGUCCAGACAACUGGGAGGGACCAGUCGAUGGUAACUGCUCAGCGUUUAUUCAAUGCGUUCAUGGAAUAAUGUACGAGCAAAGGUGUGCCAACAAUCUGCAAUACAACCCCAAAAAGGGAGAGUGCGAUUACCCCUACAAUGUCGAUUGUGAUGAUGGUAGCCUGCCUCCAAGUGGCCCCUCUGCUGGUCCCUCGGGCACAUACUGUGAGAGUCAUGGACGAUGUGUUGGUCAACGAGAUGGCGUUAUGCUUACCGGAGUUGCAGAUACCUGCGGUUCAACCUAUAUAGUGUGUCAAUGUGAGUGUGAGGUUGAACUUUCUUGUCCCAGCGGAUUGGUGUUCAAUCCAAAAUAUAAAGUCUGCGACUAUGAAUGCUAA
Drosophila willistoni is the source of this 2239-nucleotide messenger RNA. RefSeq names its product neurogenic locus notch homolog protein 1. The transcript has 2 exons. Bases 17 to 2239 code for a protein of 740 amino acids. Gene Ontology annotation, cellular component: extracellular region. The record is from RefSeq and is a predicted model, not a curated record. Lineage: Eukaryota; Metazoa; Arthropoda; Insecta; Diptera; Drosophilidae. Gene Ontology annotation, molecular function: chitin binding.